Molecule: messenger RNA, 1809 nt
Organism: Ilyonectria robusta
Lineage: Eukaryota; Fungi; Ascomycota; Sordariomycetes; Hypocreales; Nectriaceae
Exons: 5
Coding region: 1-1809 (602 amino acids)
Biological process (GO): malate metabolic process; pyruvate metabolic process
Cellular component (GO): mitochondrion
Molecular function (GO): malate dehydrogenase (decarboxylating) (NAD+) activity; NAD binding
Source: RefSeq, a predicted model, not a curated record
AUGUCUCCAAGCUCUUCAACCCCGAAGUUCCGCAACCUCCCACUUAGCACUAGCGGUCCCAUUGACUGCGCCCUGACAGGUGCUGCCCUUCUCAACUCGGCCUACUUGAACAAGGGCUCUGCAUUCCCAGCCGAUGAGCGUCGUCAGUUCAAUCUCACCGGCCUGCUCCCCCAGGGUAUCCAGACACUCGAACAGCAAUGCAAGCGCGCGUACCAGCAAUAUUCGACACGAGCGGAUGAUUUGGCCAAGAACACAUUUCUCACGUCUCUCAAUGAUCAAAAUGAGGUCCUAUACUACAAGCUGUUGCAACUCCAUCUUAAGGAGAUGAUGAGUGUAGUGUAUACUCCAACUGAAGGCGAUGCCAUCCAAAAUUACUCUCGACUAUUCAGACGCUCGGAGGGUUGUUUUCUCAAUAUCGAUGACCAGGACAGAGUGCUUCACGAUCUAGCUCAAUGGGGGAAGCCAGAGGAUAUCGACUACAUCGUCGUGACCGAUGGCGAGGAAAUCCUGGGCAUUGGUGACCAGGGCGUAGGCGGUGUCCUGAUUUCCGUCGCCAAGCUCGUAUUGACGACGCUUUGCGGCGGCCUUCAUCCAAAUCGCACCUUGCCCGUCGUUCUAGAUUGCGGGACUGACAACGAGGACCUCCUGAACGACGACUUGUACCUAGGCCUUAGACAGAAGCGCGUUCGAGGUGAGAGGUAUGACGCUUUCGUCGACACUUUCGUCAGUGCCGCGCGAAAACUAUACCCACAGGCUUAUAUCCACUUCGAGGACUUUGGUCUUGGCAAUGCAAGACGCAUCCUUGAUCGAUACCGCCCUGAGUUCGCCUGCUUCAACGACGAUGUCCAUGGCACCGGCUGCGUUACUCUGGCGGCCAUAAUGGCGGGCCUGCAUGUGAGCGGCCAAAAGCUGCCCGAUAUCCGCAUGGUUGUCUUUGGAGCUGGCAGCGCUGGCGUGGGUAUCGCAGACCAAGUUCGGGACGCUAUAGCUGCCGAGGGAGGUAUCAGUCAUGAUGAGGCUGCAAAGCAGAUUUGGUUGAUUGACAAGCCCGGCCUCCUGACAACUGAUACCGACACCUCGGACGCCCAGAAAGGCUUUGCCAAAAGCGCUUUGGAGUGGAAAUACAAAGACACAACACUCCAGUCUGUCAUCGAGACUAUCAAACCCAACGUCCUCAUCGGUACAUCCACUGUCCCAGGCGCCUUCACCGAGUCCAUCGUCAAAGCCAUGGCCAAAAACACGCCUCGCCCCAUCAUCCUCCCGCUUUCCAACCCCACACGCCUCCACGAAGCCAAGCCCGCCGACCUCCUCGCCUGGACCGAUGGCAAAGCCCUCGUGGCGACCGGCUCGCCCUUCGAUCCGGUCACGGGGCCGUGGGGCGAGUCGGGUGCGGAUGUAACGAUCGACAUUGCCGAGUGUAACAACUCGGUCGUCUUCCCGGGGAUCGGCCUCGGCUGUGUACUCGCCCGCGUCGCACACCUUACGGAUCGCAUGCUCGUUGCUGCUGUGGAGGGUCUCGCAGCACUGAGUCCCGCUCUGACUGACUCGACGGCGCCCCUGUUGCCAGACGUGAGCUCCGUCCGUGAUGUGAGCGUCAGGAUCGCGCGGAAUGUCAUCCAGACGGCCAUCGAGGAGGGUGAAGCGAUGGAAGAGGACAUCCCUUCAUCCGAGGAGGAGCUGGAGGAGUGGAUUCGAGAGCAGAUGUGGAAUCCGGUAUAUAGGCCACUCAAGUUUGUAGAGAUGGAGGGUGCGACCAGAGCGGCAAGAGGAGAGUUGAAGAGGGCGGGAACAUUCUCCACGGAGACAUAG